UCUCGAAUUUCGAAUUGGACUGCUGCGAGCGAGAUCAGACGAGACGGCAAUCCCCAAUCCCACUCCUCCUCCACCGCCAUGGACGACCGGGACCUCGACGACGCGGCGCUCUGGGCCUCCGUCGACACGGCCGUGGCCGAGGCCUCGCGCCGGGCGCUGCCCAUGCCACCGCCCUCCUCCCCCGCCGUCUCCCUGUGGCCCGCCCCCCACGACGACCCCCACCGCGGCGAGGUGCUGCAGCCCGCCCGCCCCUUCAAGCUCCCGCGCGUCGCCGCCUCCCACGGCCGCGGCCGCGGCCGCGCCACGCCGCCCCCGCCCCCGCCGUCGCCCUCGUCUCCCCCGCCCUACAUGGCGCCCGACGCCUCCAGGCCGCUGAUGCUCGUCCAGAGCCCGCACCCCGAGCUGCCCUGGGUGACGGAGCCCGGCGCGGCGGGGAGCCCCGUCGCCGCCGCCGCCGCCCCGCACGGCCUCUUCCCCUCCGCUGCCGCGUCCGUCGCCAGCUUCAGGAAGUACCAGGAGGUAGCCGUCUCGAUUCUAGAUAAAAGCGACUACACCGUGAUCAGUGGGAACCCAUACAUAAAGAAGUCAGGGUGGAGAAAAAUAUCAUGCUUCUACAAUAUCUCAUUUGAAAUCAAGGACCACUCUAUUGAAUUUGAUGACAGCCACAAUGUAAACCGUGCCGAGUUUCUUGUCAGAGCAUCUAUGCAAAGUGGCAGGUUCUCAGAUGGCUGGGGUUCUUGUGAUCGACGGGAAAAGAGAUUCAACAAGCCAAACCAUGAUAUCCCCAGCACAGCUGAAACCAGAGCUAAGAACAAAGCUUGUCAGGAUCUUCUUGGCAUCGGCCAUAACCGUCCAGGAUGAGCGAGGCGUUGGUCCAAGGUCUGGCUGUCACACUAGCAACUCUUCUGUCCUGGUGAACUGAAGACUGUAUAUACACUGUAAACCGCAGACUGUAAACAGUGAGGUACAAGUGCCUUGCGCAGGACCAGGGAUGAUAGAACACCAGAUGCGAGCUCACUCGUUUUCGGAUGCUCGAGAAAGAGCGUCGUGUGCCGAUCGUUGCGUCGCUGACUGUACAUUCCCCAUUAGCAGCGAAGUUUCAGUGGCAGACAUGAGAAUGUCACUGCUGCCUCAGCCACUGUGGAUCUCUGUAGACAAUAGAGGCUUGUUUUUUUGGAUCUCAGUUUAGCUGUAGCACGCGUGGGAGAUCACAACCAGAUGGUAGUGGCACAUGGGAAGAGUCUGGUUUCACGUUUUGGUUGUCAUGCUGUUCUUCGGCACGGAUGCACGAUGCCCGGUGAAUCAGACGGUAGGGCUGUGCCGGCUGUCGAUUGUUUCAGUUGUUUGGAUGCGUCCCUUCAGAGAUGCAGUAGCUAUAUGAUGCACAUUUCUUCUGUCA
Messenger RNA from Triticum urartu, 1399 nucleotides. RefSeq names its product peptide transporter family protein. NCBI's taxonomy places the organism in Eukaryota, Viridiplantae, Streptophyta, Magnoliopsida, Poales, Poaceae. The record is from RefSeq and is a predicted model, not a curated record.